Drosophila busckii is the source of this 3502-nucleotide messenger RNA. It is a transcript of the gene Hcs, whose product is annotated as biotin--protein ligase. The transcript has 12 exons. Bases 248 to 3208 code for a protein of 986 amino acids. Gene Ontology annotation, cellular component: cytoplasm. The record is from RefSeq and is a predicted model, not a curated record. Gene Ontology annotation, molecular function: biotin--[biotin carboxyl-carrier protein] ligase activity. Gene Ontology annotation, biological process: protein modification process. NCBI's taxonomy places the organism in Eukaryota, Metazoa, Arthropoda, Insecta, Diptera, Drosophilidae.
UGAAAGAGCGGUAAUCAACAAUAACGGUGAGGGUGGAGCGUAAUGCAAAAACUGUGUCAAACAGUUGGCAAGGAAGCACGAAUAAAGCUCCAGUAGUGAAAACAGCAAAUGGAAAGAGCUCAAAAUUACGAAACCAUAAAUUGAUUUUAUUCAAGCGCCUAUGGUUGAUUAUUCCAUUAGUUGCUGUGCGUGCGAUUGUUACUUAUGAAUAUAAACGUAAGCUGCGUGCUGCACUACCUAGUCCAAAAUGUUAACACUGUAUUACGUGAGCGCCACAUUGGUGCAGUCCUGGCGCAUUCAAAGAACAUGUAAAAAGAUUACGGAACAAUUGGCGCAAUCAGCAAGCAUUGCAUUUUAUACGCUACAGCCAGGUGGCGAGGAUGGUUUUGAUGCCACCUUUGCUAGCUCUGAGUUGUGCGGGAAUCGGAAUGCGGCCAAGGUAACGGAUAUUUUGUGGUUACAUGGCAACCAACGUGGUUGCUGCUUGCACCCAGUUCAAACAUUGCAGAUUACGCCUUGGAUUAGCUUUCCAGCUGCACCCAGCUGGUUGCCAUUUGCCUAUGCAUCCGAUACCUUAAGCCCUGUGACGACGCCAACAGACAACAAGCUGCAGCCCAGAGUAACUUUAUCAACAGAUUCAAAGCAGCAUUUGCAAUUGCUGUUGGAGGCACGCUUAGAGCCUCAAGGCGAUGCGGACUCGUUGGAAACUCUGGCUGUGCGGCUGGAAGAUUACGGUAAGCUUAUAGCAUGGAAGGUAGAUUCACACCUGGCAGUACUUAUCGAAACCGAUGUUCAACAUUUCACUCAACUUUUAAUAAUGACAUUUUUACAAAAUAAUUUAUGCAUAAAUGAUAAGUUGCCACUGAUAAGGAUUGAGUCUGUGUUGCGUGAAGGUAAUCCGCAGCCUUUCGAAUUGCUAACUAAUCAUGUUAAGCGUCAGUCGCGUAAUUCUGCUGAGAUCGGUGCAGAGAGCUGGCAAAAACACUUGGAGGACUUGCGCGCAUUGGGAGUGCUGGCUCAUCAAGCCAAUGAGUUUGAGCAGCAAAAGCAACGUACCGAGAGUAAGCUGGGAAUGCGUUCAAUGGAGCAAUCGCCUGUUGGAAAUACUAAGGCAAUAGCUGUUGUGGAGCCCACCACCAAGGCUACGUCUCCUGCCAAAGUAACGGCAAUAAAGCCGCUGCCCAGCGAGUUGGAAAAAAUUGCUGCUUCAAAGGCAAAGCCAAAGCCAGCUGAGGAUAGUAACAAACCAAUAGCUGCACCGUCAACGCCAGCGCCAAGAAAAACUACUCCCACCAAAACGUUUGUUGCAGUUGCUCCUACUUCACCACCGCCAGUGUCAGCAUCGCAAGGUGCCUCUGGGUCACGACCACGUCCCAUAUUGCGCCGUAACAAGGAUAGCCUAGGCGAGAGCAAGCCGUUGAAUGUGCUGGUUUACUCGGACAGUAGCAGCGCUCGGGAUUCAGUAAUUAAUACUCUAGAACAACUGCUGGAACGUGAUGUGUACACUGUGUACGCACUAACGCCACAAGAAGCUGUUAAAAAAUUUUGGCUGGAGCAGACAGCUUUGCUGGUAGUCUGUGGCUCUGUAUCAACGUCAGUGGGACAGAUACUUGUGGACUACUUUCUACAUGGUGGCAAGGUUUUGAGUCUCUGCUCUGAUAUACUUCAUUUCGUUUUACCCAACUAUCGCACGGCGGAGGUGCGAGAGCACGAGUUGGUGCAGUUCUCCUAUGACAAGUGGCAGCGUGUAAAAAUGAUGCAUCAUAUUUUCUGCUAUCAGCCAUCGCCGGUAAAGAAACACUUCUCCUCUGAUAGCGAAGAGUCAACCGUUGCAACGCAUUCGCGAAAUCCAGCUUUAGUAUGUCCAAGGUCCAUGGAAAUGAAAGAUCUGAUUGGCCAUAAUCACAAACUGGAUGUGCAAGUACUGGGCAGCGAGGAAACUUGGAACACGCCCAGCAUAGUGCUGGCCAAUAGCUUACAAAGUGGCGGCAAGGCUAUAUUCUCCCAGGUUCAUUUGGAGACCAGUCCCAGUGAGUUUGAGUUUGACGAAGUCAAGUGCUCCAUCUUGAAGCAAAAUGAGCGCACACGUCUGGAGAUCUUUGCGCAUCUAUUGCGCAAGUAUUUGGAUGUGGAUGUGCAGAGUACACAAACUGCAGCUGGAGCAGCACCUGGAGCUGGCAUUGUCUAUAAGCAAGCAUAUUUCCUGGGUCGUCAUGAGUCUAAAUUCGAGUUGCUUGAAAAAUUGGGUUCCCGCUGCAGUGGCUCCGAGAAUGUUAUUGUAACACCAAAGCUAACGCUGAAAUUCUGUGGCCGAGAUGACAAGCCACCAACAGCAAGCACAAAUCUCUUGCCUAUUCUAAUACAUUCCUGCCCAGAUGAUUUCUCAACUGUGGAUUAUUUCGACUGCUUAAAAACGGAACACAUUGGUCGAUUGGUCAUCUAUGCGCCUGUCAUAAGCAGCUCGAUGAAUUUGAUUAAUGAUCUGGAGCUAAUGCAUGGCAUUGUAGUGCUGCCACUGCAGCAGACAGCAGGCAUGGGUCGCCAUAAUAAUCAGUGGCUGAGUCCUUUGGGCUGCGCCAUGUUCUCCACACAGUUGCACAUUAGCAUGGAUACGCCUCUGGCACAGCGUCUGCCUUUGUUGCAACAUAUUAUUGGCGCCGCAAUUGUAAACACACUACGUUCUCAUCCACAAUAUAGGGUUCUGGAUAUAGCGCUUAAAUGGCCUAACGAUAUUAUAGCCAACGGCAACAACAAAAUCGGCGGACUUGUAGUCAAUACCAUUUUACAAGGAUCCCAAGCUAUUGUAAACAUUGGAAGUGGUAUUAAUCUCAACAAUUCGAAGCCUACAGUAUGCAUUAAUGAUGUCAUAACGCAGUACAAUAAUCGCCACCCAGCAGCUAAUUUACCUCAGUUGAAGUAUGAACAAUUUAUGGCAUUCAUCUUUAACGAGAUCGAACGAAUAUUAGCCAUUGUGCAAAAUGGCCAUUUUGAUUACUUCUAUAAUUUAUAUUACGAUCUUUGGCUGCAUGGUGAACAAUCUGUGAGGAUUUGCUUGAAAAACGAUGAGGAAAAGGAUGCCACAAUUGUUGGCAUAGAUGACUAUGGGUUCUUGAAAGUGAAACUGGCCAGUGGAGAGAUCGAGACGGUACAGCCGGAUGGUAACAGCUUUGAUAUGUUGAAAGGGUUGAUUGUACCCAAAUACCAUUAGAUAGAAAAACUUAAAAACUUCUUUAUUUACAUGCAUAUGAGUGCUACUAAUAUUACUAAUUCCAGUUUGUAACGCCAGGUGUAUUUAGGUAAUUAUAUAUGCAAUGAAUUUCACUGUAAGUGACACUUAAUAUCGAACAUUAGUAAAUGUUAUUUCGAUCUUUAAUAACACUGCCAAAUUAAGGUGUUUUGCUAGUUAUUCCAAAAUUUAUAAGUGUUUACAUUGAGUCAGAGUCACUAUAUUAACAGUUUUUCUUGAUUAACAAGUCAAUAUUUAUGAAACUAUAUGUGUUAU